AUGGUGGUGGUAGACUUGCCAGGCAUCUGCUAUAUUCCUUCCUCCUCCUCCUCCUCCUCCUCCUCCUCCUCCUCCUCCUCCUUCUCCUCCUCCUUCCCCAGCUGGACCCGGCGUCAAGACCAAUUCCAGAAGAAGGGGGACGGGGAGGGCGCAAGUAAAUGCCACACACAAGCCCACACUUUGCCGCUCCACGUCAGAAACUCUAAUUCACACACGAAAUCACCAGGAUUAUAACCAACAGCACGAAUGAGGGAAGGGCAGUUAGGGGUCCCAAUGUGACCGUCAGCUGGGUCUGUCACCGCAUCCCCGGGAUAUUUAUAUUUGUUAUGGUGCGAAUUCCGAUAACUCCCGCCACAUGGCCCUCGUGUUGGUCCAGCGCAUCUACCGCAGUACGCAACCUCACCCUUCACUCGUCACCAUGGUUAAGAGGUGGAUACUAAAAUUUCUCAACCAGCAUGCGACGUAUGUAUGACCAUGUCUGCAAAUAAACCUCAUUAUGCACAUAGAAACUUGGGAUUUAGGGACAAUCUGUUUGUGCAAACAACUAAAGCAUGGUCUCCGUGUUGGGUGACUUUGCAGAGGCUGAGUGGCGACAUCCAACAAACCAGAAAUGACAACCCAAUCCGCACCCGUAUUGUGACGGUAGCAAUGCUGGACUAUUGACUACCUUAGGAGACCUUAAAAACUAGUCAAGAAGUCUGUACUGAAAGCAUAAUACGUCGUUGGAGGCUACUCCCACUAGACAUUGUGUUUCAGGGGCCGCAGGUCAUUGAGCGUGGUCAAAAAUGGUGAGGAAGUUGGGCUCAGGCGCUGUGCGACCGGCCCACUCCCCGAAUCCGAAUUCUGUCCUCCGUGGUCAGUGUGACAGUGGGAGAUGCGAAGCGAUUGGAGAGAAUGUCCAAGAAUUCGCAGACCGCAGUGAAAUUAGGCGCUUUCUCUCAGCCAUUAGUUGUGUUCAGUAUUCUUAGCGUAAAAAUGUACGAACACCGUUGAACUCCCUUUUGUUUGCUGACUGUCUAGUAAAGAGCCCCGAUAAAUUGAAAAUUGAAAGAAAGAGUGUUUACGUAUUUGCGUGAGCAUAGCAGGAAUAUGCCCCGAGACAAAAAAGAGUGAACAUUAACAUCUACUCGUGCAUUGCUAGUAGAAAAGUAAUGUGCAAAUUCAGCCACUGAUUGCGUGAAUUCGCGGGUGGCUGGUAAUUGGGAAGCUGGACACCUAUCGAGCCUAUAAUUAAACGAAUCCGCAUCGGGGAGAGUGCAACACCAUCGGCCAAAUCAGUCCACUUUGCAACUGCUCAGUCAUUUUAAAAAAUCUCCAUUCAUUGUCGCUUGUCUUGCCUGCGCGUAGUCCUAGGGGAUGACACACGAAGCGAGCGUGUUGGCUUGAGUGAAGAAAUCACUGCGGACAAAGCAGCAUUCUAGGUCAUGCAUAAUGCGGAAGGAUAGUAUUAGAUCACCGUGCAGUUGCCUGUAGGAAGAGAGAAUCAGGCUGAGAGUUAACAGUCUGUCUUCAUAGUGCCGUGCUUUCUGGCCAGGUGUCAUUUAUGGUACGGUUAUUGGCAGUUCACGGUCUCCAUGACUAGAUCUGACCACACGAAGUUGCCAAAUAUCUUUAAAAAGCUACCUUUGUAAAAUCCUUUAAGGGCUCGCCCAGUAAGUGGCCGAAUUGGCCACCUUCAGCCAGUUCAGUGUUGCUUUGAAUGUGCAUGUAAUCCACACACCCAUAUUCUUCUCACUGCCAUAUUGGUGUGGUGGUGGUGGUGGUGGUGUACCGUUUGGAAAUCAAGUCCCGUGACGACGGGUUCUGUAGCUGCUGAGUCGAAGGAAAGUACACUUACACGCAUAAGCCAGCGCUUCAACCUGUCCUCGAGCCUGUUCGAAUUCAGCUGCAUAUGGUCUCCGUCUGCCGCCAGUGAAUAGGAUGACACGCCCAGUCUAGGUCCCUGCCGUAGUCAUUUAUAAAAAUAAAUCGCAAACAACGGGACAUUCGGGCUGCGGUUUAGUGGUUAAAGUCGUUGCACUUCUAACCAACAGGUCGCGGGUUCGUGCCCCAGAUUUUACACACCUCUGGACUGGCCAUGGCUGGCUGACCACGACUGGGACGCCAAUAAUGGUCAUUUCCGUCUACCUCUUUUUUUCCAUAAGUUUUUUUAUAUCUCUUUUCAUUGCAAUGCGUUUUUACCCUUUGGAAUAGUGCCAUACCACAGUUGGAUCCUCACAUCUGUCAUUCUCUCUUCAUAUUAAAAUCCUUUUUAAGAAAAUUUGUAAACUCUUUUAUUAAUUUUGUCGUUCACUUUUCUAUCAUGCUUGAUGACUCUUAAAUCAGAACAUACAAUGCUGAUGUUAAAAAUAUGUCACUAAAAUGUUGUCAGUGACUUGGUUAUUUGCAGAAAAGUGAUUGCCAGCUAGCAGAUGCCUGCAUUCCGUUAUUGUUUCUGAUUUGCGUAUAAGGGCACGUUAGUUUAAAAUGAGUUAUCUGAAAGCUUUUUUCUGCUAGUGCUCCUCUGCAUGUCAGCUGAGCCGAUAUUAUAAUGCAAGGACAUUUGACAACGCUUAAGCAUUUAGCUAAUCGAAUUCUGAAUUAUGUUGUCAAACCCCUUCACUCUGGAUUAAUUCACGCUAAAUCCUCUCGUCCCAUGCGCGGUGCCUUGCAACAUAUCUCUUUUCUUACAUCAGCAUAUCAGCACUAUAUAGAGCCAUUGUGGACAGGAUACCUUAUGUGUAAAGACUUGAACUGUCCUGGCAGUACACGUUCAGUUAUAUGCAAAUCUGUUUACUCCUGCAUCUAUCUUCCGGUCAAAAUGAAAGGGAACACUUCUGCCUUCAAGGAAAACGCAUUCCUCUUUCUCUCUCUUUCUCACCCAUUUCUUAUAGCUGUAACAGAGCCUCCCAAAUAUCUCUCCUCCAACGCCAACAGCAAUGUCGUCCUUCUUCAGCCAAUCAAGUGCUCUCAAAAAACAACAUUUCGAUUCGAUGCACGCACUAUAUUUGUGGUGACAUUGCAUGGCAGAAUCCUCUACGGGUCCAUGUGGGCCCCACAUUGGAGGACGACGCCUGCCGCCACAUGCCAUCUCACAGUCCUCCAUGGUUUCAAAACGAUUCAAAUUGCCGCCACAUCCGCGAUAGAUGAAUUCCUCACAUACACCGAGCUCAGCAUUGUAGGCAUACAUUGGGAUCCUUGCUCUGCACAUGCCAGAUCUGAUCGGCAUGAAGCAGGGGUCCAGUCGUCCUGAAAACAAGAAAAGGAAACAGAGACUGCGUGAGCUAUGUAGACAGGGUCCCAAUUAAUCUCCUAGUUCAGCAUUAGGCCACAAAUUUCUAGGUGGACGUUGUACAUUACCACAUGCGGUUUACAUGAGAUGAUGUUACGAGAUCGCUCCAGCAAAUAAAGCAUGCGACUUACCCUCAACUGCCAGCGCGGAGAGAAGGCAAGCGACGAAUAGAAGGACAACCAUUAUCUAGAAUUUAUUCCUAUACCCAGAGGUUAGGUAUUUAUAUAUAUACUCUCAGUGGCCACCGUGGUUCAAAAAGGCCAGUUGCAAUUGGUUUUUGCACAGGAAGUAAUUUGCUGAUGGGAAUGCACAUUCCCUGCAUAAUUCUGAACGACAUAAUUGUUCGACGCUGUGUGUGUCAUUCUCAUGAGAAUAUGGUCAGAAAAUUAUGAAGUUACUAAAUUAUCCUGAUGCACAGGGAAACCUUCGAAAUGGCCUCUGUACCCAUUCAGCCAUCUGACUAUCAAAACUUGGCAUGGGGUAUCACUAGCUGACCACGCUUUGCAAAUCGGAAGAGGCCACAAUAGUCGUUCCCUCCCUCUCAGCACACACUUAAUGCUACCCAAUGCAUGAAGUAGAAACUAGUAUUCACUAGUGAUGAAGAAAUUAAAUGAAAAUGAACUGGUCGGCAUUGAUGCAUCAUUUCACCGAAGAAACGAUUGUAGGCUACCGUUGGUUUACACAGAGGGCCACAUGCCAUUCCUCAAAAUAUAAAACAUCUCAACUGCAUGAUCUGAAUUUACUGUUUACGGUUCGAUGUAGUUGCGAAGGCAUCCGUUGGUCAUCAAGUGGCGCUGGAGGUAGCGUAGUUCUGUCGUCCGGCUUGGUGCAAUGUGUUUCUGCCCUUCUGUAGAGUGUUCGCACACAACUGCGUUUGUGACGUAAGUUGUGAUUACUGUGGUUGCUUAGGAUUUAUCGUGUAUUGGUGGCCGGUAAUAAGAUUGCGACGUAGGUUGACGCAGGAACACAGCUGUGUUAGAGCGGAAACUGCUAUGGCGGCCUCUUGCAUCUCGUUUGAAUAACACAUUCUGAUUAUUGCUCAGCGGUUGGCAUUAGACCGUUUGUAAGAUCUGUGCAAUCAGAGAAUAAGCUGCAGUCAACGGUGGAUCUCAUGAUAUAUCGGCCGAAAUCGUGAAAUGCGUAUUCGGCUAGAGGGAGCCACUUAGAUGUAUUUGCAAUAUUAACCAAUUUGCGACACAAUGCAUUCAUAUUCCAGGCACGGAAGGAUGUUGGCUUUUAGACUCAGUUCCUUUUCGCAAUCCAAAAUCACCGUACUCGGCAAAAUGACUAAUUAAGUAGUAUGCAUUUUCUGUGUCCAUUUUCGAUGUCAUAAUAGAUUCAGAAAAAUUUUGCCAAAACACGCAAAAGUAUCUUUUUUGUACUCACUUGGAAGCAACUCAUGUCUUCAUCAAAUGUUAUAGUCUAAAAAGUGAUAUAUUUCAGUUUUAAAAACGUUUUUGAAUUCUAGAAUGAUCUUGAUCUCAACCUGUCGAUGCGCUUAGGGUUUAUAGCCUUCAAACUACAUACCUUCGCGUAAUUAAAAACAUCUAUUCGAACACUUGAUCUGAUAGGGCUCAUACACUUUUGCAACAAAUAUGACCUGCGUUGCAUGCAUCACGCGGAGCAUUAUUAAACAGAUAUAUACAAGGCUAUCUGAAUUGACAUUGCACAGCCUUUAGAAUCUCAUAAAUAAUUUUUUAAAACCGAAAGAUACGCAUCCUUUGAGUGCAAAAUUUGAAAAAGACGUGAUUUGCUACAAAAUAAUUACAAAAGGACUAUUUUCAUGCAUGUUUUCAAAAAAAUAAUUCCUAAUUCCUGAACAUAUGGAAAAUCUAUAGAAAAUAUGCCCACUCAACAAGUAGUCAUUUUGUGCCGGCUGCUGUCACUUCAGGCGGGCGAAAGGAGGUGCACUUAAAAGCCAACAGCCUGCCGUGUCUGAAAUAUCACUGCGUCAGGCAGCAAGAUAAGAAAUAUCACAAUGCAGCUUAAGUAUUCCUUCUUAAAUGAAUACGUAUUUCACAAUUUCGGCCAAUAUUUCAUCAGAUCAUUCACUGACUGUAUGAUGAGCUAGCAUCGCUGUGUUUCAGACUCACUUUUCGUUGCGUACUCGGGGUUGCAGCCACAUGGCCAGAAAUCCAACUCUUCAGAUUGUUCGCUCAAAUACUGCAUGACCUCCUCGACUGGACCGUCUGUCCACUGAUGAUCCAGUGGUUGGGCUAAGGCUGUUGCUAUAAUUGCACAGCAUCUACCACGCUCCCUCAUCCUACAUCAGCCGGACCCAGUGUCGAGACAAAUUCAAGAAGACCGGAGUCGGGCGAGGGUGCAUGGAUGGAACUCGCAUCUUGACGCUCCACUUCACACCCUCUGGUACACACAGCAAAUGACCGGGCUUUAAACCAACAACAACAAUGGGUGGGGGCGGCAGCAGUCCCAGUACGCCCGAUAUCUGUCGUCAACUGGGUCUCCCACAGCAUCCGCGAGAUGUUGGAAUGUGUUUUUGGCGUGCUUUCCGAUAACUCCUGCAAGAAUCCAAUAUGGUCCCCCCUGUUGGUCCAGCGCAUCUAACGUGUCGCCCGUUGGAGGUAGAACUAUGCCGUGACCACCGCAGUACACAACCUCCCCCCCCUCCAUCUCAACCAGCAGGUGACGUAUGCAUAUCCAUGUCUGUAAAUAAACUAAAAUAUGAACACAGAUGCUUGGAAUUUGCGGGCAUUCUGUAUGCACUAACAACAAGUGCAUUGAGUUUCUGACGUGGAGCGUCAAAGUGCGGGCUUGAGAGUAGCAUCUACUUCCGAACUACCGGCCUCCAGUCUUCUUGACUUUGUCUUGACACUUGGUCCAGGUGGGGAAGGAGGAGGAGGAGGAGGAAGGAAUAUACCAGAUGCCUGGCAAGUCUACUACCACCAUGAUCUUUCUCACUCAUAGGUAGUCGUGCAUACUUCACCUUGCUGUGGAGAUCACGACUGUCGGUUGCAACAUGGCAUAGGAGUGUUGCAUGCAUUUUCGUUGGAUUCGGUCAGACCCUAAGCCCAACCAGUUGAUCACCUGUGUACGGGGGGUCCAGUCGAGAUCAUUCAGUAUUUGAUCUGAACACUGACAAUUUGGAUUCAUGCUUAUGUAACUGCCUAUUAGAGUAUCUAAAGUCAAGCGAGUAUGAAGUCCACCGAGCCAUCCUGCUUUCAAGUGACAACACGGAUUUAUUUCCUCAAAGCAAGUUCACCGAGUGCAAAGCCCUUGCAAACGGUCUUAUCACUACAGCCGAGCAAUGAUCAAAAGCAUUACCCGAAAGGGACGCGGGAGACUGAAAUGGCCGUUAGGAAUUGUCACCGAUCAGAAGAUCACUCAUCCAGGUCAUGUAAUUGAGAGGUCGUUAUAUUUGGAGGGACGGUAUAUGGUCCUCUCUGUAAUCCGUGAACCGAUGCGUCACUGCAGACCGAUGAAUUUCGCAUAUUCUUCCAUCACUAGUGAAUACAAUCUGUUACUAAAUGCAUUCGAUAACACUAAAUACAUGCUGAUUAGGAGAGAACGGCAAAAGUGAAGAAGGAGAGUCGAGCACCGGAACACUUCGUAAUUGUCCUGAGAUUUGAGACUCGUACAGGAGUCCAUCGUCAGAGGUAGUGGCAGAAACAGGACAAGCGGCAGUCAUAAGGCACGUAGGCCCAGUCAUCGACCGACGGCGCAAGACUGGACGUGACUACGAAGGGCUCUGUACGCCGCGCCAGAUCGAUAAGUCGAUCGACCGAGUUCUCAUCUGAGACACAGGCUUCAAUCAAUUCCCGGCCUGUUUUGUUUCAGGUGUGGGCGACUAUUUUGGUGGCUGCGAAGUUAAACGCGUGACCCAUUUCGUAGGUUUUGGCUGCCACUUGUGAUAAUGCGUAGCCUGGCCGCACAGCCAGCUUAUUUUCGUGUAUGCGCGAUCAGAGCAUGCGUCCAGUUUGUCCUGUGUAGAUACAAGGUCAAUUUUUUGAGACGUCGUUAUAUUUGGAGGGAUGGUAUGUGGUCCUCUCUGUAAUCUGUAAACAGGGGCGUAGGGGUGUCAGCGGUGGGUUUACGUAAUGUUCGUGGUGGUCGCUCGCUUACUUGCAGGCGAGACUGCGCCUAGCGUCCACUUGCUGGCACUCAACUCUCACCUGUUGCUCCACGUAGCUGGACUCUGCUCAGCGGCCAACCCCGGGCAACCGUCUCGACCGACGGGCUAAACCAGGUGAGGGGGCCCUGUGCGCUGUGCCGUGUGCACAGGGUUUGCGGAUUCCUUGGAUGGAAGGUCGGAUGGAACCUUGCGUCGGCACCGUCGUGACUUGGUUCGUCUCUGCACGCCGCUGGACAGCUGGUGACGGGAUGGAUCUCCACAUCGACAUCGCCUUGACGCGCCCACCUACGCCGUCGGAGACCGCGGCUUACGGCGAAUUCGAGUCGCUCUCCACGACAACCCGAAGUCGCGGUCCCAUAGUGGAGUUCGGGCGUGCCACAACGGCACAUGGGCAGCCCUAUCCAGGGGUGGCACUGCCAGCCCUCACGAGGGGAACGACUUAAAAAAGGUGGCCUAAACAUUGCUGGGUACCACGCCGUCUCCAGGCUAGCCAGGGCCGCAGACGUCUAAACAUGGUCGAAACAAUCAAAAUCGAAACAACAAUAACACCAAUAACAACAACAACCAUAUUCAUUCUCUUCAUCCUACCUCUUCUUCCUCUUCCUCUGCCUAUUCUUCUGCCUAUUCUUCUCCUUCGUCAUCUUCUUCUCCAGCUCCUUCCCGUCGCCCCACCCGUUGUCACCAGACUGGCAGGGUGAGCCCGCUCACUCUGGCAGCCUGGAAUGUUCGUUCCCUUUUAGACUAUCCGAUGAGCAACCGACCGGAACGGAGGACGGCGUUAGUGGCACGAGAACUGGCGCGCUACAAUGUGGACAUCGCCGCACUCACCGAGACCCGAUUCUCCGAACAAGGCCAACUGGAGGAGGUGGGUGCCAGCUAACCUUCUUCUGGAGAGGUCGACCCAGGGUCCGGAGACGAAGGGCACUGCUCCUCUCCUCAGCGCCGACGACAACACUCUCCUGACUGAGAAGUCGCAAAUCCUGCAGCGAUGGGCCGAGCAUUUCCGAGGCGUCCUAAACCGCCCCUCCGUCAUCUCCGACGCAGCCAUCGAGCGUUUGCCGCAAGUGGAGACCAACGUUGACCUCGACCUCCCGCCAUCUCUCCAGGAGACCAUCAGGGCCGUGCAGCAGCUCUCCAGCGGUAAGGCACCCAGAUCCGACGCGAUCCCUGUUGAGGUCUUCAAGCACGGAGGUCCACAAACGAUGCAUCAUCUGACUGCGCUCUUCCAAGAGAUGUGGCGUUAAGGUGAAGUCCCGCAAGAUUUCAAGGACGCAACCAUCGUGCAUCUCUACAAGCGCAAAGGGAAUCGCCAAGUCUGCGACAAUCACCGCGGCAUCUCCCUGCUGAACAUCGCCGGGAAGAUCUUCGCACGAAUCCUCCUCAACCGCCUCAAUAACCAUCUGGAACUGGGCCUUCUGCCGGAAAGCCAAUGUGGCUUCCGUCGUCAUCGUGGGACCACGGAUAUGAUCUUCGUCGCCCGCCAACUUCAGGAGAAGUGCCAGGAGAUGCGGACCCACCUGUACUCUACCUUCGUGGACCUGACGAAAGCCUUCAACACGGUGAAUCGUGAAGGACUGUGGAAGAUCAUGAAGAAAUUCGGCUGUCCGGAUCGAUUCACUCAGAUGGUGCGUCAGCUGCACGACGGUACGAUGGCGCGAGUAACGGACAACUGAGCUGUCUCAGAGGCAUUCGCAGUGACCCACGGAGUGAAGCAGGGCUGCGUGCUGGCGCCUACCCUCUUCAGUCUCAUGUUCUCUGCCAUGCUGUUGGACGCCUACCGCGACGAACGCCCCGGGAUCCGCAUCGCCUACAGGACGGACGGUCACCUGCUGAAUCAACGGCAGAUGCACUUCCGAUCGCGUGUCCACAACCACCGUUCACGAACUCUUCUUCGCCGACGACUGCGCCCUAAACACCACCUCGGAAGAGGAGAUGCAACGGAGCAUGGACCUGUUCUCCGCCGCCUGCGAGAACUUUGGGUUGGUCAGUUACACGCAGAAGACGGUGGUUAUGCACCGACCGCCACCCAAAUCAGCCACAGCCUUCAACGCGCCGCCGCAAAUCAGCGUGAACGGAACCCAAAUGCAGGUGGUGGAGAACUUCCCGUACCUGGGAAGUACUCUCUCCCGCAGCACCAAGAUAGACGACAAAGUCGCCAACAGCAUCUCGAAAGCCAGUCAAUCCUUCGGUCGCCUCCAAAGCACAGUUUGGAAUCGCCACGGUCUUCAACUGAGCACAAAGCUGAAGAUGUACAAGGCCGUCAUCCUGCCGACACCACUGUACUGAGCGGAGACUUAGACGGUGUACGCAAAGCAGGCGCGUCGUCUGAACCACUUCCACCUCAGUUGUAUUCGUCGCAUCCUGAGGCUAAAGUGGCAGGAUCGAAUCUCCGACACUGA
Messenger RNA from Spirometra erinaceieuropaei, 9760 nucleotides. Lineage: Eukaryota; Metazoa; Platyhelminthes; Cestoda; Diphyllobothriidea; Diphyllobothriidae. The record is from the annotation of a GenBank genome assembly.